Molecule: messenger RNA, 858 nt
Organism: Penicillium diatomitis
Lineage: Eukaryota; Fungi; Ascomycota; Eurotiomycetes; Eurotiales; Aspergillaceae
Exons: 2
Coding region: 1-858 (285 amino acids)
Source: RefSeq, a predicted model, not a curated record
AUGAACGCGACGAAUAUCAUUCAUCCUCAGCGAGGACCUCGAAGUGAUGAUCCAGGGUUACAAGUGGUCCCUGGUUAUGAGAAACAAGUCGUUUCGAAUGACUACCCCAUUUAUCUCUACGGACCGGAGAGGCCAGAAAAGGUCGACGAAGAAGAGACAAAGACUCCGAAAACGACCUACUGCGGGCUGAGGCCGGCGGUCUUCUGGACGCUUCUUGUCAUCGCAUUACUGGUCGUCGUCGGGGGUGCAGUUGGUGGCGGGAUUGGGGGCACAAUUGCCAGUCGACACAGUGCGGAGCUAUCGUCACAAACAAGCAGUUCCUCUCCACCGAUAUCGUCCACAACUCCCCCUACAAUGUCGACGUCAAUGCUGUCCACUCCCCAUGACGUUCCAACCACAUUAUAUACUGUAACUGCUUCAAACACUUCAGUCUUGUUUCCGAUGACCAACACGCAAUCCAAUCCCACCGCCACCCCUGUCACGUCCGGAACGAGUGGGAUCGCCGAUAGCCCAUGCCCGGGCAAGAACUUGACCACGCUAGCAGGCUCCGAUGGGUCACUAUUUACCCUCUUGUGCGCGGUCGACUGGCCUAGCGGAAUACAAGCUUUGUCCGGCAAAGGAACAGUUCACGAUUUGACUCGUUUCACUCGAUAUACACUGCCGUCGUGCAUUGCAGACUGCGUCGACUGGAACGAUGACAGCUCUCAUACGUCUAAGUGUAAAGGCAUUGUCUACACAGCCAACUUGACGGCGGCAUUUGGGGGUGGACAAGACGGAAACUGUUUCCUGAAGAGUGCAGUUGGAACGUACUUUCCAAAUAGCGGCUUGUCCAUGGCUGCGGGGAUCAUGGGAGGAUAG